AGAAAAUACUGAAAUAGAAUUCAGUUGACAGGUCAUCUGUAUUCUUUUUUUCUUUGCAUAUGCUGAUUUGCUCCCUCGGGUAUCAGGUGCAUGAGGGAAAAUGUAUGCGGAGCGUGUUUUGUGCAAAGAUGCAUUGUCUUUGCACAACUGAAGAACGCUGUGCUGGUGUCACACAGGAGCUGGGGAGAGGGUACAAGAGGUUGAGAGGUGAACAUGUCCUGUGUAGUAGGGAAAAUAAUGUGUUAACUGGUGGUGGUUUUAGUAUGAAGAUUGCAGUAAUGCCAUCAUGCAAGAGAUGUGUAGCUGCCUCUAGUUCUUAUUUUUAUUGGUUCUGAAAAAAGUGUUUCAGACAUCACUUUAGUAUUACUCAAUUCUGUUGAUUUCCUCCUGUCACAAAAGACACAGUCAUGGGUACAUUGUAUUCUUUCAGUUCUCAGUUAGUAGGAAAAGUGUGUAAAUAGAAUGGUUGUUACUGUUCUACUUCCUCUGUUCCCGAGAACCCAGGUCCAGCCAGCACCCCGUUGUGUUGCUGUAACAUCACCAGUUACAUAGGGAAAAAUGGCAAAAACCACACAUGCCAAACUUUUUUCCUCAAAAGCCUAGAGAAGAGAUGGGAUGGGGGAGGAGCUUGGAACAAAUUCACCAUUUACGGUCACGAUGUAUCAAAAUAUUUCUGCUGCAAUGAGCAGCUUAAUGUAAACGGUGAGUUUAGAUUUAAAUAAAACAAACUUCCUUUUUCCUACUACAAAAGUACAGCUGCUGUAAAGUACACAGAGUGCCAUGUGUCACAGAGGAGAAAAGUACUAAACCUGUUGAUGUUAAAACAGUUCAUAACAGUAGCAUGCUCUCGGGUACAUGAUUUAAGAUACAAUUUAGACUAUUCUGUGGAUGAUAUUGUUAAUUUUAAUUGAGGGUAUGGUUGUGACUAGUUGCUUGUUCAGAACCAUCUUUCCUCCUCACAAUAGACCCUGUUCUUCUGCAUAACAUCUGAAGUGUUUCUGUGGACACUUUUGUAUCAAAUUAGCCCAGAUUUUAAUUUUACAGUGUAAACCCUUUUUUUUUUUUUCUUUAAUUUCCUGAAUUCUGUUUAAUUUUUAUGUCAUAAUCACAAAAUUAAACUCAACGUUGAGAGUUCCUUAAGCUAUUUUAGGAUUGGAUAUGUAAAAAAAAUAGAUGGUUUUUUUGACACAAAAACAUAAAUGAUGAUUUGUUGGUGUCCCUAAAAUACAGUAGUGACAUGAUGAGAUUGUGUCACUUAAAAGUAAUGCAUGGCAUUGAGUGAAGAUUUCUUAUAUGACAAAAUGAAUGUUCAGGAUUUGCAUAAUAUUAUACAAAUUGGCUGAAGAAAUUUAAAAUGUCAUCAACUCUGAAAAUUAAUUAAUGAGUAAAUGAGGAUAGUUUUUGCAGGUAACUGAUUUCCUUCAAACUGCUGAUGAAAACCUGAUGUAACAGAACACAAUGUGGGGGGGGAGACUUUUAUCUGCCUAAAAGCUUUAAAUACGCAACUUGUGUUUCAUGGAGAAAUUUAUUCAGUCUUUUGUAGAGACAAUCUUCUGUAAACUUGCACACUGAAUUUUUGUAAUAAACUUAGAAGAACAUGUUUAGUUUUGACUGAACAAUUUCACAUACGUUUUGUUAGAUUUUUCUAAAAGAUUGUAUCCGGCUGAAUUUGUGUACGAAGAAUUUAACAAAACACUUAGAUGUCUGCUUUAACAUGUGAUUUAUAUAUAAUGACAGGAACAUUCUAAUGUUGGGAGCCUAAAAUUAGAACUCCCAGCUGCAUGCUGGGCUGCAGGUGCACGUGUGCAUCACAGACUUCAGUAUCUGCUGCUUGGUUUGUAUCAGUGGGCAUGAUACAGGAAUUUCCCAAGGCUGUUAAAUUUUAGAGAACAGGAGGUGUAGCGACUGUCAGUGUUGCAUUUUGCAUCUGCGCAGAGAGAGAGGAGAAAGGCAACAGGAGAACUGGAGUCAUUGUGAGCUUGUAGCCAUGCAAAAGGACGGGUAUUUGGACUUGCCGCUUAGGUGUGCACAGAGCAGUGUUAUUGCCUGCAGCAUGUGGCAAACCUUUUUUGCUGGAGGGGGUAGGAUUUUGGAAAUGCAGUGCGGCUGAACCCAUGGAAAACGUGAGCCGGGAGAGAUAUGCCAAUAUUUGGUCUUUGCCCGUCUCAUGAUGAUUUCUAUUUGGUGAUGUGUAACCACUGUAAUCAGGUCGUAAAACCACAGGCAUUUCAAUCACAUUAUGAAAGAAGACACAGCUCCUCUAGCAAGCCGCCUUUGACUCCUCCCUCUUCUUCAGUAUUUUCCCUCAUUUCAUCUCUCCCUUCAAAAAACAAAGGUAGCAGUGGAAGUGGGAGCAAUCGUUCAUCCAGUGGAGGUACUAGUGCAUCAUCAUCAAAUUCCAAGUUGUUGAAAUCACCCAAAGACAAGCUGCAGAUCAGCGGAAACAACAAGUUAAUGCAUCCGGUACAGCAUAGCAAAGUUCCCCAUGAUAAAAUUAUGACUCCAUCUGUCAAAGUGGAAAAGAUUCAUCCAAAGAUAGAUGGUGCCCAACUGAAAGCUGCUGUUGGUCCAACUUGUUCUACUACUGUGAGUUCCUCAAUAAAGACUGGCCUUAAUUGUCCCUCAAUACCAAAGCCACCCUUGCCUUCCCCUGGACAGAUACUGAAUGGUAAAGGUCUUCUCUCUGUGCCUCCAUUUUUGGAAAAGAAACCUGAAGAAAAUACAAAUAAUAGGAAAUUUUUACAUAAAAGAUUGUCAGAGAGAGAAUUUGAUCCUGAUAUAUACUGUGGUGUCAUUGAUGUGGAAACCAGGAAACCUUGCACUAGGUCUUUGACAUGCAAGACACAUUCCUUAACCCAGCGGAGGGCUGUACAGGGUCGAAGAAAACGAUUUGAUGUGUUAUUAGCCGAGCACAAAAGCAAAACCAGGGAAAAGGAACUUCUUCGACAUUCGGAUCAUCAUCAGCAGAUGCCCCCUCUCAGGGAACCACAUCCAUCACCUACGAAAACUUCCCAGGAGCUGCACCAAAAUUCUCAUGGAGUUACUCUUACAGAGUCAAAGCCUUUAUUACCUAAUAAACCCAAACCUCACCCCCCCAGUCUUCCAAGGCCUCCAGGCUGUCCAGCCCAGCACGGUGGAAAUGUCCCCAGCGAGUCUCCUUCUGUCCACGAGUCCCCGCACCCUCCCUUGCCUGCAGCUGAGCCAGCACCUCGGUUAUCCAGUGAUGAGGGAGAAUGUGAUGAAAAAGAAGAGCCUGUUGAAAAACUGGAUUGUCAUUAUUCAGGUCAUCAUCCUCAACCAGCUGCUUUUUGCACAUUUGGUAGUCGGCAAAUUGGAAGAGGUUAUUACGUGUUCGACAAGCGAUGGAACCAUAUGCGAUGUGCACUUGACUUCAUGUUCGAGAAGCAUCUGAAUUCACAGAUGUGGAAGAAAAUUCCUCCAGCGUCUACUAACGCAGCAUCAGUUCGUGCACCACAUCGGACAAACUCAAUGCCUGCUUCACAGUAUGGUGUCAGUGCAGCAGGUUUCCUCUUACCCACCACGGUUAUGUCAUCGCCAGCAUUGGUGUCUCCUUCCUGCGUGUCUCUGAAUAAUAAAUCGGUACCAUCCCAUGGAACGACACUAAAUGCCAAUCCUGCGACUUUGGGUGCGGUGGAUCCUGUCUGCAGUAUGCAAUCGAGACAAGUGUCUUCAUCCCCUUCAACACCUACAGUGCUUUCCUCUGUACCUUCACCUAUGCCCAGCAAACCUCAGAAAAUUAAAUCCAGCAAAUCUUUUAAACCUAAGGAAUCUUCUGCUGGCAGUGGCACCUGUAACAGUACCGGCAGCGUCAGUAGCAGCAGCGGCUCAGGAAAGAAGCGUAAAAACAGUUCCGCACUGCUAGCACCUUCUCAUUCCACAGAGUCCUUUAGAAAAAACUGUGUGGUUAACUCUGGAAGCUCUGGGACCUCCUAUCACCCGUCGGUGACAGCCUCGUCCCACAGCGUUGGCCUCAACUGUAUGACGAGCAAAGCGAACUCUGUGAGCCUCAAACACGAGCAAUCAGGGAGGGGUCCUCCGACCGGGAGCCCUGCGGAGUCGAUAAAGAGGAUGAGUGUGAUGAUGAACAGCAGUGACUCCACGCUCUCCUUAGGGCCGUUUGUUCAUCAGUCCAGUGAGCUGACUGUAAAUUCACACAGCAGUUUUUCACAUUCGCAUACUUCCCUUGACAAAUUAAUAGGAAAGAAAAGAAAGUGCUCACCUGGUUCAAGCAGCAUAAACAGCAGCAGCAGCAGCAAAUCAAACAAAGUUGCCAAAUUGACAUCGAUGAACAAUGUUCACGCAAAACACACUGGUGCAAUCCCAGGGACACAAGGACUGAUGAACAAUUCUCUUUUUCAUCAGCCAAAGGCACGUCCCUGAUAGCUGAACGCACCCCGGUGAGAAACGGACUGGAUAAUUUUCACUACAAGCAAAACCUCUAUCUGGAUUUCUGGACUCCAAGAUGCCUUGACUUUUCCCAACUUCCCAUGGUCCUCAGGUGUGGAAAUCUACUGGACUGUCACUUAAAACAAGGAAUUUCCCUGAAGCCAUGUCUGUAGCAGUGAAUAUACUAGAAAUGGACACUGGAUGAAGUUCAGCCACAAAAUUGCUCUUAUCAGUGUUAAUGGUGGUCUGGACUUUUGCUACACAGCUGUUAGAUUUUACUUACAGGAGUACAUCAUCUUGCCACUAUUUGACAUAGAUUGGUUGGGCAAAGGAAUGUUUUCUGGGGGGAAAUAAACGUUACUGUUGACUUA
Molecule: messenger RNA, 4778 nt
Organism: Columba livia (rock pigeon)
Lineage: Eukaryota; Metazoa; Chordata; Aves; Columbiformes; Columbidae
Gene: ATXN7
Product: ataxin 7
Exons: 10
Coding region: 2140-4401 (753 amino acids)
Source: RefSeq, a predicted model, not a curated record